UCGUACAUAUCACUCAUAUAGUCAUAUUAGUGUGUCACGACUUCACAAGAGUGCCCGAGUGCAAAAUAUGCCGAUUCACCUAUAAUAAUUUAUUUUUUAAUAAAAGUACAGAGUCACCUGUUACCAAGUCUAGAAUUUUAUUAAUUCAUCUAUCUACUAAUCAUUUUUUUCUAUUCAGUGGCAGAGCCAAGCAGUUCAAUUAGGCACCAGGCGUUUAGUUUGUUUGAACCGACAGACGACAAUUUUCAGGAAAUUGACUUCUAAAAACAUUUUGCCGGUACAGCAGUUAAAGAUGGUAAAAUAUUUGAAACAAGAUGAGGCCAUUAACAUUGAUCAAGAAUUGUUCAAUGUAUAUAAAUUUAGCGUUGAUCAAUUAAUGGAGCUGGCUGGCUUAAGUUGUGCAACAGCUAUACAAAAAUGCUUUCCACCAAUUAGUCAUCCAAGAGUGUUGGUACUCUGCGGACCGGGUAACAAUGGUGGUGAUGGUUUGGUGUGUGCAAGACAUAUGAAAUUGUUUGGUUACUUAUCUGAAGUGUAUUAUCCUGUGCGCACUGACAAGCUUUUGUACAGUAAUCUUGUGCAUCAGUGCGAGACUUCUGGUGUGCUCGUAUCUGAUUCCCUAGCUGACAACAUAUCCACAUAUGACCUCAUAGUAGAUGCGUUGUUUGGUUUUAGUUUCAAGCCACCAGUGCGAGCAAAAUUCUUGCCUGUCAUGAAUGCAUUGAAAACGGUCGAUAAACCAAUCUGUAGCAUAGAUGUGCCCAGCGGUUGGAGUAUAGAAGGAGUUCCUGAUAAAGAUGGAAUUAAUCCUGAGCUGUUGAUUUCGUUGACAGCCCCAAAAGAAUGUGCCAAAAGUUUCAAAGGAAAAUAUCACUAUUUAGGUGGAAGAUUUGUACCCAAAGAACUAGAAGAAAAAUACCAAUUGGAAUUGCCUGUUUAUCCUGGUGCAGAAUGUUGUGUAAAAUUAUAAAAACAAAUGUGUGUAAUGUAUAAUUUAAUUUUAAAAAUAUGUUUAAGUUUAUAUAAAUA
This is a messenger RNA of Diuraphis noxia (Russian wheat aphid), 1029 nucleotides long. RefSeq names its product NAD(P)HX epimerase (gene Naxe). Gene Ontology annotation, cellular component: mitochondrion. Gene Ontology annotation, molecular function: NAD(P)HX epimerase activity. NCBI's taxonomy places the organism in Eukaryota, Metazoa, Arthropoda, Insecta, Hemiptera, Aphididae. The record is from RefSeq and is a predicted model, not a curated record.